GAAUGUUCAAUAUUCGUCUUCGAGAAGAAAAUUGCAGAAAAACUGCACAAGCCGAGACGCAAGGAAACCGUAACGGAAUUGCUGAAAAAUUCAGUAAAAACAAUGGAAAGAUUUCGUCAUCCAAGGAUUCUGCAAGUUAUGCACACGGUGGAAGAAUCAACAGAUACCUUAGCUUUCGCCGCUGAACCCAUUUUUGCUAGCCUUUCAAAUAUUUUAGCUUUUCAUGAAACAAAAACUUAUGAAAAUAUUGCUAUGCCAUCGAAUACAGGCGGCACUGGCACACAGAGCAGUCAACAACAAAAUACAGCAAUACCGCAAAGGCCAGCACAUGCGAAGGAGUAUAAUUUUUUGGAUAUCGAAUUGAAAUAUGGUUUUCUACAGCUUGUGGAGGCUUUAUCCUAUUUACACUAUUCGGGCCACGUUAUUCAUCGAAAUGUAUGUCCAUCAUCGAUAUUAGUUACCAAGCGUGGUACCUGGAAGCUGGCUGGCUUAGAAUUUAUUGAAAGAAUGAAUGAGACUGAUGUAAAUGAGUUAGUUCCUUGUCAACCCUGGAGUAACAGGGUUUCAAAAAUGGCUCAACCAAAUUUGGAUUUUAUGGCUCCCGAGACUCAAUUAACUUCGAAGGGCAGCCUACUUAGUGAUAUGUUUUCAUUGGGUUUAGUAAUUUGUGCUGUAUUCAACAGUGGUCGACCGCUUAUACAAGCCGGUAAUAUAGUUUCGAAUUAUAUGAAGCAAUUGGAAACGCUGGAAGAAUCUGUGCAGAAAAUGUUGCCGCGUGUACCGGUACCACUGCAGGAGGCCACCUCCCGUUUGGUCAGUCGAGAUCCCACCGCAAGGCCGACGGCGCAACUUUUGCAGUUAAUUAAGUAUUUUGUCGAUCCCGCCGUAAAUGCACUUAAGUUCUUGGAUGUGGUCAACAUGAAGGAUACAUCGCAAAAAUCUCAUUUCUAUAAAAAUACGCUAAUGGAAGCGAUGCCGCUGAUACCCAGGAAAUUAUGGUGGCAAAAUGUGUGGCCAAUGUUGCAGGCUGAAAUUAGCAAUGGAGAAGUACUGGCAGCAGUUUUACAACCGGUCAUUACACUCAUACAAGAAGCAUCUCCCAGUGAAUACGAGUCGAUUAUGGCACCUACAAUGAAAGUUAUUUUCGGUUCACCUAAAUCCAUCCAGGCUACUGUGACUUUACUGGAGAAUUUGCAUUUGAUUAUUGAGAAGACCGCACCGGGCGAUGUCACCACUGACAUUAUUCCUAUGCUGUUUUUUGCAUUCGAAAGCUCAACAAUACAAGUACAGAGCGCUGCCGUUGUCGCUGUAACAAAUAUAUUUGACAACAUUGAGGAUGUUUCAAUAAGGCGUAUGGUUGUGCCAAAGGUGAAAUCAGUAUUCGAAAAAAAUCUUGCCGAUCCCAAAAUUGUGCAAAACGUACUCAUCUGCAUAGAAAGGCUGAUGGAUAAAUUGGAACGAGCUCAGGUCAUGGAAGAAGUGCUACAGCUGCUUGGCGAUGUUCGCUUACCUGAACCAGAUAUUGUUAUGCGUACUGUGCAUAUUUAUCACAAAAUGGUUGUCGAUAAAUCAUAUGGACUGACUGUGGAGACAAUGGCAAUACAUGUGCUUCCGCUAUUAAUACCGCAUACCGUUAAUCCUGGUUUAAAUCUCGAGCAAUAUUUGAUGCUUUCCGAGGUGGUGCAAGAGAUGUUCGAACAAAUUGACCGACAGCAACGUAAUAAAUUGAGGCUGGACAAUCUGUCAAUACCAUCACCAGAACGUCAUCGCCCAUUGCGACAUCAAUUCUCAUCGGAUAACAUGAAUGCCCCACCAUUCAACAUUCCCAAUUUACGUAUCGAUCAGCGGAAAACAUCUAGUGCUGAGGAUAUGGCACGAAAGAAUUCCGGAGGUUCAGGCAUGCUGGGAGGUUGGUGGUUCGGUUGCUCACCUUCAUCGCCCGAUAGUAAUUUCCUGCGCGUGGCUAAUGCAUUUCCCAAUCGCCGUCUCUCGGAUAACACAUUGAUGACGCCGAAAAUACGCAUAGCGCCAUCGUGUGCUUCCUCGCCUGGUGGUACGCCAGGCAGUGGACUGCCAACGCGUCGACACUCUAGCAUCGGACCACAAGAGCGACGCGGCUCGACAAUCAAUCUGUCACCGCCUACUGUAAGUGGCCGCCUUCCUUUCAACACAUCCAUCUACUGUUCAUCUUAUGGCGGUGUGUGCAUUUAA
This is a messenger RNA of Rhagoletis zephyria (snowberry fruit fly), 2211 nucleotides long. RefSeq names its product SCY1-like protein bma (gene bma). Gene Ontology annotation, biological process: protein phosphorylation. Gene Ontology annotation, molecular function: protein kinase activity; ATP binding. The record is from RefSeq and is a predicted model, not a curated record. NCBI's taxonomy places the organism in Eukaryota, Metazoa, Arthropoda, Insecta, Diptera, Tephritidae.